UCCGCGGCCCGCUCGGAGCCUCCUGGGCGAGCGCAGCGGUUCUGCGACGACGACGAAGACGACCUUCGGGUCGCGUGGACUCCACCGAUCACCGCGCUCCUCUGCACGGGUUGAGCCGCACGCCCGGCCGCAACUGCGCGAUCGAGUCCCGGCCGCGUCGGUUUCGCCACCUGUGGAUCACCUGUCCGCCGAGUGACCGUCACCUGGCCACACGAGCGCGGCUUUGCCGCUGACCGCCGCGCGCUCUGCGUGGACGCAAUGGGCACUGCGAUCUCCGUUCAGAGCGCCUCGCAGGGGGGGGUCGAAGCGUGCAUCAGCUCCGAGCCCCGCGCGCACGUCAACAACAACAACAACGCCAACAACAAAAACGGCGGUGCCGGCGAAGACGACGGUGGUUGUGGUGGUUGUGCUGGUGAUGCUGCUGCUGCUGCUGGUGGAGGAGGAGGAAGUGACACCAGGGUGAAACACAACCGGGCCCGGACGGUUUUCAUCACGGCGAUCACGUUCAAAAAUCUCAUCGUGAGCGCGACGACUCGCAAGGUGCCGCCGAGUCGAGGCGCGUCUCCCCGCCGGCCCCCCGGCUCGUGCGAACACCGCCCAGCCGGAGCCGGGGCCGCGGCGCCCACAACCGACUCGUCCGACACGAAACCAAGGAGCGAGAGGAGCGUCAGCCUGCCGGUGGCCAGCCGCGAGCCGAGACGGCUCCUUCCUCCAGCCAGGACCACCACCACCGCCGCCACCACCGCUCCCACCGCUGCUCCCGCCGCCGUCGCGGCAGCCAACAACAACACAACCACUGCCACCACCACCGCCACCACCACUACCACCACCACCAGCAGCCCUCAACAGCUGAUGGAGACGCUGCUCAUGCGAUCGUCCAGCGGUGAUCUUCUGAACUGUCUGGGGACGCACUUGUGCAGGCGCUGCGCGCUGCUGCGCCACAUCAGUCCCGCAGACCCCGUGCGCUGGCUCAGAGCGGUGGACAGGACCCUGCUGGAGCAGGGCUGGCAGGAGACGGCCUUCCUCACGCCGGCCAACGUGCUCUUCGUCUACAUGCUGUGUCGCGAGAGCGUCUCGGAGCAGACGAGCAGCGAGGGCGACCUCCAGGCGUCGCUCCUGGUGUGCCUCUACUUGGCCUUCUCCUACAUGGGCAACGAAAUCUCGUACCCGCUCAAGCCGUUCGUCGUGGAGGCGUUCAAGGAGAGGUUCUGGGAGCGAUGCCUGAACCUCAUCGACUCGCUCAGCGGCCAAAUGCUGCUCAUCAACGCGAGCCCCACGUUCUGCAUCGAGCUCCUGCGCGAGUUGAAGGGUGAAGGGAACGCGGAGGAGACGCGUGGGGAGAGGAGGACCAUCAACUUGGACAGAUGAGCGAGAGGACAGCGGCAGCAGACAGAUAG
Messenger RNA from Lethenteron reissneri (Far Eastern brook lamprey), 1397 nucleotides. Its product is annotated as cyclin-dependent kinase 5 activator 1-like. Lineage: Eukaryota; Metazoa; Chordata; Hyperoartia; Petromyzontiformes; Petromyzontidae. Gene Ontology annotation, biological process: axon guidance. Gene Ontology annotation, cellular component: growth cone; cytoplasm; protein kinase 5 complex. The record is from RefSeq and is a predicted model, not a curated record. Gene Ontology annotation, molecular function: protein kinase binding; cyclin-dependent protein serine/threonine kinase activator activity.